This is a messenger RNA of Schistocerca gregaria, 1316 nucleotides long. Its product is annotated as hemicentin-2-like. The transcript has 8 exons. Gene Ontology annotation, biological process: synapse organization. NCBI's taxonomy places the organism in Eukaryota, Metazoa, Arthropoda, Insecta, Orthoptera, Acrididae. The record is from RefSeq and is a predicted model, not a curated record. Gene Ontology annotation, cellular component: neuron projection membrane. The coding region runs from base 126 to 1316 and encodes 396 amino acids.
UAGGCAACCCGAGCAACGCCUGUGUGUCGCCGGCUGCGCGCUCACCGGCGCUGCGACCGCGUCUUGCGUUUGCGUCUGCCUCAGCAAAGUCCGCCUAAGACCAGAUCGUGGCCGCCGCUGACAUCAUGAGGAGGCGCCUGUUCAGAGGUGUGCAGUGGGCGUCAUCCGCUCAAUGGCUUUACGUCCUGUUUGCCUUAGCUGUCGCACCUUCCAGGCCAGACGACAUCGCGGCCUCCUCCUCGGUGGACGCCGCGUUGGCGACGCCCUCCCAUCCCGGCGCCGCUGCGUCCAGCCCUGCCUCGUGGAGCGUGUCGUCCGCCCCCGCACCCCGCUCUCGCUUGGUGUCUACCCUGGCGGCACUAACGACACCAGCGUCGACGCCACCAGCACCCAGGUUGGCGGCGCUGAUGGCAGCACCCGAACCGAGGCCUCGCUCGAAUCCCGGGUACUGGACACACAACGAGUCCGCCUGGAUGCCCACCAAGUUCCUCGACUUCGACCACCUGGACGAGUCCGGCAGGCGGCCGUCGGCCCGCACGAGCGCCACCCCGCGGCCUGCGGACCCUGUGUUCGACACCAGCCUGGUGACCGACGUCAGCGUGCCGCUGGGCGCCACCGCCGUGCUGCACUGCCGCGUCAGGAACCUCGCGGGACGCCCGGUGUCUUGGGUGAGGCGACGAGACUGGCACAUCCUGACCUCUGGUCCGGUGACGUACACGAAUGAUGACCGCUUCCACGUGGUCAGCUCGCCGUCAGGAACCGACUGGAGCCUCCACAUCAAGUACGUCCAGAAGAGGGACAACGGCACGUACGAAUGUCAGGUGGCGACUGGUAGCGGCACAAUGUCACACUACUUCAACCUCCUGGUGCUGGUGCCAAAGGCGUUCAUCCUGGGCAGCGGGGACUACCACAUCGGCGAAGGCAGCACCAUAUCGCUCGUCUGCAUCAUCGAGAAUAGUCCUCUGUCGCCGCAGUACGUGUUCUGGCGGCACAACGACCGCGAGGUGGGCGUCGAAGGCGUGGGUUCGACUCCCGGCGUCUCCGUGGUCACGGAGCCGGGACCCAAAACUCACUCUAGGCUGGUCGUGUCGCGAGCCACGACUGCCCACUCCGGGAACUACACCUGCGGGGCGCCCGGAGCCGAGACCGACACCAUCAACGUCUUCGUCUCGGAGGGCGACAACACGGCGGCCAUCCAGCGGCAGUCGGCAUCGGCGGCGCCCCCACCUGCUGCGUCGCGACGCCCGUCCUGGCUGCAGAGCGCACCGGUCCUGGUGGCAGCGGCCGCCGCGGUCGCCUUCUCGACUUCGAGGUGA